Scophthalmus maximus (turbot) is the source of this 1051-nucleotide messenger RNA. It is a transcript of the gene aspdh, whose product is annotated as aspartate dehydrogenase domain containing. Gene Ontology annotation, biological process: NAD+ biosynthetic process. Gene Ontology annotation, molecular function: NADP binding; L-aspartate dehydrogenase [NAD(P)+] activity. The transcript is spliced from 9 exons. Lineage: Eukaryota; Metazoa; Chordata; Actinopteri; Pleuronectiformes; Scophthalmidae. The record is from RefSeq and is a predicted model, not a curated record. Bases 152 to 991 code for a protein of 279 amino acids.
AGUAAGGAGAAAGAGGGGGAGACGUCACAACUGAAAAGGCAGUAUUAACUAAUACAAACAAAUACUGACCAAUCACUUCGUGGGCUGGUGUUUGUGCUUCAAGCCUGGAGACUCACAGCUCUGGAGGCGAGUGAUAUUAUCGGCACAGGACAUGGCAACCAGCUGUUCUUCUUUGCUAAGGAUCGGAGUCAUAGGAUAUGGACGUUUAGGGCAGUACCUGGUGGAGAGGAUCCUCAAAGAUGGAGCUGCUUUUGGUUUGACUCUGGCUUUUGUUUGGAACAGAAAUGUGGACAAGAUCAAAGGUUUACUUCCAGAUGAGCUCAUACUUGGUGAUCUAUCAUGUUUUGCAGACAGGCGAUGUGACGUGAUUGUAGAAGUAUGCCAUCCUCAGAUAGUGAAAGAAUUUGGCCUCCACUUCCUGUCUCAGUGUCAUUUCAUGGUGGGCUCUCCCUCUGCCCUCUCUGAUCCUGAUCUGAACGAGAGGCUGCGUCAGGCGGCUCAGCAGUAUGGGAGGACACUCUACAUCCCCAGCGGUGCAUUAUGGGGAGGCCAGGACAUCCAGAGGCUGAAUGAUAGUGGGACCUUAAAGGCUUUGUUUAUAAGAAUGUCCAAGCAUCCGUCCUGCUUCCGGCUGACAGGAGACGUCCUCUCUGACUGGGCGGAGGGAGAGGGCAGACGGGUCUUAUUCAGAGGCUCGGUGGCAGAGUUGUGCCCACUGGCUCCUAACAAUGUCAACACCAUGGCAGCAGCAGCGGUGGCAGCAGGAGCACUCGGCUUCACAGGUGUUCAGGGAGAGAUUGUGUCUGACACGGCAUUAAGUGACUAUCAUGUGGUGGAGGUGGAGGUGACUGGACUUAAUGGCUUCUCAGUACACACGGUGAGGAGAAAUCCAGCCAGACUUGGAGCUGUGACUGGCAGUGCAACAUACAACUCCUUCUGGAAUAGUUUACUCGCUUGCAAAGGUCACGGGGGCCGAGUUUACUUGUGCUGAAGCAGGUGAGGACUCCGGAGGAAAACCUGCAACUAGAGGGUCCACAGAAAAAUUCAGAUA